AGACUAGCAGACUAGAUAUGGUUCCCUCCCCAUAGCCUGCUCUCUCCAGUAGCUGCCUUCAUUCCAGUUGAAAGGAACUUUCUGGCAGCUCAUUGGCCCAAGAGUAAGGAAAUGGUUGCUUAGCAACCAAAUCCUGACCCCUGCAAACCUGUAAGAGGAAACUUGUGGGCCAGCCACCUAGUUCUGCCUGUGUUAUAAGUAAGGAGGAACUGCUUAUGAGAAGAUGAAGCCCCUGUCCCUGUUAAUAGAGAUAUUGAUCAUUCUUGGGGUCAUAAUUAAAAAUAUCGAAGCAGAAAAGCAUAAUAAAAAGCAAAAGGAAAGAAAUGUCACCACACAGGUAUCAGUUAACGAAGUCAAGCGACUUUUAUCACAUAUAUUGGAACGAAGAAAAUUGAUUAAAGUAAUCUAUCAAAGAGAAAAUGCCUUAGGAAAAAAGAAGAUUCAACGUAAAUUAAGAAUAAGAGGAAUUCAAAAUAAAGAUCUCUCAAAAAGAAAUAAAAAGCAUUUAAGAAAGCAAGCAAAGAAAAAUUUCACAGAUGAAGGAGACCAGCUGUUUAAGAUGGGCAUCAAGAUUCUCCAGCAGUCUAAAAGCCAAAAACAAAAAGCAGAAGCCUAUGUAUUCUUUGCCAAAGCAGCUAACAUGGGAAACUUGAAAGCUAUGGAGAAAAUGGCCGAUGCUUUGCUAUUUGGAAAUUUUGGUAUGCAAAACAUAACAGCAGCUAUCCAAUUAUAUGAGUCCUUGGCUAAAGAAGGAUCAUAUAAAGCCCAAAACGCAUUAGGAUUUUUGUCUUCUUAUGGAAUAGGAAUGGAAUACAAUCAAGCCAAGGCACUGAUAUAUUACACCUUUGGAAGUGCUGGAGGAAGCAUGAUGUCCCAAAUGAUUUUGGGGUACAGAUAUUUGUCAGGAAUCAAUGUUCUACAGAAUUGUGAAGUUGCCCUAAAUCAUUACAAGAAGGUAGCAGAUUACAUUGCUGACAAAUUGGAAAAAAGUGAAAGUAUUCCAGUGGAAAAAGUGAGACUGACUGAGAGACCUGAAAAUCUGAGUUCUAACAGUGAGAUUUUAGAUUGGGACAUAUACCAAUACUACAAAUUUUUGGCAGAAAGAGGAGAUGUGCAGAUACAGGUUUCUCUUGGACAAUUACAUCUAAUUGGGAGGAAAGGUCUGGAUCAGGAUUAUUAUAAGGCAUUAUACUACUUCUUAAAGGCAGCAAAGGCUGGGAGUGCAAAUGCCAUGGCAUUUAUAGGAAAGAUGUAUUUAGAGGGGAACGCUGCAGCCCCACAAAAUAACGCAACUGCCUUCAAAUACUUUUCCAUGGCAGCCAGUAAGGGCAAUGCAAUUGGUCUUCAUGGGCUCGGUCUUCUUUACUUUUAUGGGAAAGGAGUUCCUGUGAAUUAUGCUGAAGCACUUAAAUACUUUCAGAAAGCUGCAGAGAAAGGAUGGCCCAACGCACAGUUUCAGUUAGGCUUCAUGUACUACUCUGGCUCUGGAGUAUGGAAGGAUUAUAAACUUGCCUUCAAAUAUUUUUACUUGGCAUCUCAGAGUGGGCAGCCCCUCGCCAUUUAUUAUCUGGCCGAGAUGUACGCAACAGGAACAGGAGUGUUAAGAUCGUGCAGAACUGCUGUGGAGCUUUAUAAAGGUGUCUGUGAACUAGGCCACUGGGCUGAGAAAUUCCUGACAGCAUACUUUGCCUAUAAGGAUGGUGAUAUAGAUUCUUCUCUUGUUCAGUAUGCACUGCUUGCAGAAAUGGGGUAUGAAGUAGCUCAAAGCAAUUCAGCAUUCAUUUUGGAAUCUAAAAAGGUUAAAAUUCUUGAAAAAGAGAAGAUGUAUCCAAUGGCACUUCUCCUAUGGAAUCGAGCUGCCAUUCAAGGCAAUGCAUUCGCUAGAGUAAAAAUUGGAGAUUACCAUUACUAUGGCUACGGGACUAAGAAGGACUAUCAAACAGCAGCCACACAUUACAGCAUUGCAGCCGACAAAUACCACAGCGCUCAAGCCAUGUUUAAUCUGGCCUAUAUGUAUGAACAUGGCUUAGGUAUCGCAAAGCCUGGGGGCAAGGAUGACACAGGGUCAACUGUGCACCAGAGAGGACACUGCCUACCAGAGCCCAGAUGGCCCACUGUAUCAGAAGGUCUGGUUUUCUUCCUUGGAGUCACCGCUAGCCUCUCUCCCAGUCACUUUCUUCACUAUGUCAAGCAGCAGCUGUCAAGACAUACAUUUCACACAUUUAGAAGAAACUUUGUAAUUUGUCUCUGGACACAUUUCUGUUCCUUCCUAUCCAGGUCCUGUUAAAUCACAGGUAGUUAGUUCAUUUUGAUCCUUUCUCACAGUCACAGGUGUAUUUUUUCCUACAGAAAGUCUCUACACAUAAAAAAUUGUAAACAAAAAAUAAGAAACAGAGCUGAACUUAGAUCCGGACAGAGGAAUUUUAGGUUUAGUUGGUGAGGAGCCAUUUCUCUUUUGUCUUUAUUAAUUUCUUCUGUUUUGCAAUUUGAAAAAUAAUAACCAAGUACCCAGGGGCAAACUUUAUUAAUCUUGCCAUCUCAUAGUCAAAUUAACAAGGAGAUACCUUUUCUAAUCCUUAAAAUGAAUAUUCUGAUAAUUAAAAAGCUGAAGCUUGUUCGAGCGAUGGUUAAUGAAAGCAAAGCAAUUAGAACAGACUUUCACAGCAUUUAAGUCAUCAAGUAAUUAAGCAUUUCUUCAGCAGGGCACUUCACAAUCCUCUUUAUUAGUUAGUCCUCAUGCAAACCAGCAGCAAAGAUAAGUAUAAUAUCAUUACCAGGAUUUCUCUGAGAACCGAAAAAGGGUUUGUAAACCAAAACUCUCUGGGAGAAGGAAGUGAGGUAUAAAUCAACCUGUGGUAAAUCAGUAUAAAAAUAUGGGUCAUUGUUGUCCUCAUCUGUCUUUAGGAAAGGGCAUCAGGACUGGGUGAUGUAGGUGACUUAAUUCUAAUAGCUUCACUGAGAAGCAUCUCAUUACCCAAUUUAUGACUUCGAAUUAAGCUCAGUGAGCUCCUUGACUUAAACUGUGGGCCAAGACUGGCUGCACCAUUGUUGUGGGAAUAUAAAAUAAUGCCUGAGGAAGAACUGGGAGAGGACCUGAACUAAUUCAGAAAUACAAGCACUCAGCUCACAAGUUGUUAUGCAACUAUGUCUCAAUUUAUGCUUGAUUCAGAAGUAUUUCAGAAAUUUAACCAUGAACAAAAUGAUUUGCCCAUCCCCUCCUGCCCAUUCCUUCUGUCUGUAUCCUGGUUCAGGCCAGUACUUCUGUUCAUUCAGGCUUGUUGUAAAGGCUUCUCAGUCGUCUUCCAUUCUACCGUUCUUCCUUUAAAUCUGCUCAGAGAAAGCUGUGUCUGCCAAAGAUAUAUAAUCUCCAAUUCACGGGGAGGACUUGUUGCUGACAUGUGUCUUCUAGUCAGAGACUACAUUUCCCAGCUCCCUUUCAUCCUUGUGACUAGUUCUUACCAAUGGGACAGAAAUAAAAAUGAAGGGUGUCAUUUCUGGGCUAAGGCGGCUAAGAAGUAGAUGGAGCUUCUCCUUAGUCUCUUUCCCCUUCCAUUUGUUAAAUGCAGAACUUAUAGAGGCUCUAAGGGAUGGCAGAAUCACAUAGUAGAAGGAGGGUGGGUCUCUCAGUUACCAACCAGGAAUACCCCUGUUGAAAUUUGGGGGUUGGGUGAUGGGCAUUGGGGAGGGCACCUAUUGGAAUGAGCACUGGGUGUUGUAUGGAAAGCAAUUUGACAAUAAAUUUCAUAUUUAAAUAAAAGAAAUUUGGGGGUUUAUUUGUUACAGGUGUUAGCAUUACCUUAGUUAACACAUAAUCCAUCUAACAGAGCAGUACCAUGUUAUUUUUUAUAAAAUACAACUCUGAUACUGUUUCUCCUCCACCUCACUCCUCCAAAAACCAUGCACACACAGAGAAAAAAAAUACAAGCAAACAAACAAAAAUAAAAUGAUCUUAUUGACUUUGUAUUGCUUAAUGAAGUCCAGACUUCUUAGUCUGGCAUUCAAACCUACCUUGACAUAACCUACCUACUCCCCUAUGUAUGUUCUAGGGUACUUUUCCUUCCCUCCCAACUAGAGACCUUGAACUUAACCCUCCUGACUUUCGAUCAUGUCACCCCAUUUGGUAGAAUGAUCUUCUCCCACAGUUUUGACCAUUAAAGACCCCUGAGUUUUUCAAAGAAUAGUUCCAUUAUCAUCUCCUCCAUGAACCCUUCAAUGAGCCCCCAGAUUUGAAAGAUAUCUGCAUCUGCUUCUAAACUACCAUGGCACUGUGACUUGUUUUUCUUCACUUAUUUAUUCGCUCAAAUAUUUUCAUGUGCUUAUUUUGUGUCGGGAAGCAAUGUGCUUCAUCCUAGGGAUAUAAGAACAAGACAACCUUCAAAGAGCUCAUAGCCUACUAUAGAAGAGAUAUGUCCAUAGCUAUAGUGAAAGCCUAAAAAGGCACUAGUGGAUGCUCACACAAAUAAAGUAGUGUGAAAAUGUUAAAGAGGGAACAGUGAAUUCAGGUGGAAGGAUCAGUACUGCCAGGUCUUGUUCUAAAAUGAUUUUAUAACAUGGACUAUAAGAAACACAUGACAAAUUUCUUUAAUGGAAGAAAGCAGGUAUGUUUUAAGAUAAGGACUAAGAAAUCUAUCCUAAAUUAAGACAAAAGGAGGGGAGGAAGUAGCCUUUGCAGAUGAGUUUCCAGUAUAUAUAGUUAGACCUACCAGAUAACACAUUUUUGGGAUCCUACAAAGAAAACAAAACCACAUCUACUGAAUAAAUUAUACAUAAACCUAUCAAAAAUAAGAGUAAUUAUGACACGAGGUAUUUUCACUUCUCAUUUGUCUGGUCUGACCACUUAUAGAGUGUUAGAGCUGAAGCUUUAAACACCAGAAUAGAAUUAUUUUCUGGAAAGGACAAGUUCAAGUUAGAUAUUUAAAAUGGCCUUCUCAGAAAUAUGACAGGACAAAACACACAUCUCUUUAAAAUGGCCAUAACUCCUCUUGGAAUAAAUGGCUUAUUACCUAAUAAAAUAAUCAGAAAUGUGCAAAAUAGUUAUGUGUGGAUAACUUUAUUUAUUACAGGAAAAAAAUCCUACAAGCAAACAAACAAACUGCUUCAAAAUAGAAGACAUGCUCUAUAAACUAUCACAUGGUAGUACACCACUGUAGUAUGUAUUUUAUGGCCCAGUGACUAGGUGAGCAGGCUAGAAGUAGACCAUCUGGAUGUGAAUGUCAGUUCUGCCACUUAUAAGUGACAUGAAUUUAGGUAACUGACUUAAACUCUCUGUGCCUCAGUUUCUUCAUCUUUAUAGUAGAGUUAAUAUCAUCUGCCCUAUGUAAUUGUCAUGAGGUUAAAAUAAAUGAUGGUGGUAACUGGCACACAAUAUGAGUAUUUAAUAAGCAUUAGCCAUUAUUAUGAAAUACUAUGCAACUAUUAAAAA
Acinonyx jubatus (cheetah) is the source of this 5422-nucleotide messenger RNA. RefSeq names its product SEL1L2 adaptor subunit of ERAD E3 ubiquitin ligase (gene SEL1L2). Gene Ontology annotation, cellular component: endoplasmic reticulum membrane. The coding region runs from base 224 to 2287 and encodes 687 amino acids. The transcript has 19 exons. The record is from RefSeq and is a predicted model, not a curated record. Lineage: Eukaryota; Metazoa; Chordata; Mammalia; Carnivora; Felidae. Gene Ontology annotation, biological process: ERAD pathway. Gene Ontology annotation, molecular function: protein binding.